AUGCAUUCCCCCCAUUUCCACCGCCUGGCAGCACCAGUCCUUCUACUCCUACUACAGUUACAGCUCCAUCCCCUCUUCACAACAGCAAGCAGUAGUCCCAUCGACCACACCCACGACUCGGAUAAAACAUUAUUCCACUUCGUCACUCGUCCCGACCUCAAAGCCCCCCGCUGGAACAUCCAAAUCUCCCCCUCCUCCUCCUCUAGAGAAGAAGGCCUCACACCCGGCUACUGGUUCCUCGCCCCCUUUUCCCACCUCGACCAAAUUUCCCCUGCGAACGGCUGGGUCGGACCGCACAUUUACGAUAACUCGGGAGAAUUGGUGUGGAGUGGAGUGGGGGUUUCGAGGGGGUGGGAUGUGCUGGAUUUUAGGAGGAGUUUUGUGAAACAAGAGAAAAAAGAGAAAAGGGGAGAGGAGGAAGGAGAGGGGAAGGGAAAGGGGGAGGGGGCGUUUUUGACGUUUUUGGUGCAAAAGACGGGUGAGGCGGUGGUUUUGGAUGAAAUGUAUCAGGUGAGGGAGAGGAGGAAGGUGGGUAAGGGAGGAGGGAAUUUUAAUUCGCAUGAGUUGCAUUUUUUGGGGGAUGGGGAUGAUGGAGAUGAUGAUGGGACGAAAGUGGUAGUAAUGCACGAAACCCAUCGCACAGUCCCCUCCGAAGAAAUUCGCGGAUUAUCAUCUUCUUCGAUGAACGAAACGACGAGUCCAUGCAAAGUCCAAUGGGACGGCUUCCGCGUCCUCAACACCCUAACGUGGGAAACAAUUUUCGAAUGGAAUUCCUACAACCACGUCAAAUUGACAGAAAGCACAUUCCUCGACGGCGGAAUCGAAUCCCUCUGCUCCAACCCCUGGCCAUGGGAUGCCAUGCACAUGAACGCCGUGGACAUGAAUCCUCACGGAGACUAUUAUCUCUCGGCACGACACACGGAUACGAUUUAUAAAAUUUCGGGAAGAGAUGGACGUGUGAUUUGGAGACUUAAUGGGCGAGAUAGUUUGUGGAAUGAUUUUGUUAUGGGAGAGGAUUUUACGACGGGGGGAAGUUUGAGGUUCUCGAGGCAACAUCAUGUCAGAUGGCGUGGGGAGAAUGGGACGCAUGAGUUUAUUUCGAUUUUGGAUAAUGCGAAAGGGACGGAUAUGCAGCCUGCUACGGGUGAGAAUUCGAGGGCGAUUGUUCUUGCUCUGCAUACGGCUGGGGAAAAUAGCUCUUCUUCUUCUUCCUCCUCCAAGAUGACAGCAUCCCUCAUCUCCUCCAUCAACCACCCCAACGGCAAAGGCUCCUACGCGCCCCGAAGAGGCAACUACCAAUUCCUCGGAACCCAACAACUUUCCAACAACUCCUCCUCCUCCUCCUCCUCCUCCUCCUCCUCAAAUUCCUGGAUCAGUUGGUCCGAAGAAGCCCUCCACACCGAACAUUUCCCCAACGGCAGCAUCGCAUUACAAGCAAGCCUCCACGCCAAUUGGUUGGGAACCUAUCGCAGUUAUAAAUUCCCUUGGAGAGGAAUCCCAAAGGAAAAACCUGUUGUGCAUUCUGUGGGGUAUUUGGGAGGAGGAGGGAAGAAAAAAAAGGAGAGAAAUGGUCAUCAUUAUCAUCAUCAUUACCACAACGACAACAACUCUUCUUCCUCUUCUCCAUCCUCUACAAAUACCACCACCAGUACAAGUACAACAACAACAACAACAACAAUAAUCCACGUCUCCCAAAACGGCGCCACAGAAAUUUCGCAUUGGAAACUCUACAAAACCAUCCCAUCAGGCAAUUUUCGACUGUUCCUCUGUGAGCGACCUCGUCAAGGCUUUGAGACGCAAUUGGCUUGGAAAGGGUUUGCUUCGUAUGUGAUUGUGGAAGCGGUGGAUUUCGAGGGAAAGGUUUUGGCGACUUCGGAGGUGGUGGAGACGAAGAAGUUGAUAGGUAAAGAUGAUGGGGAUGGGGAUGGGGAUGAUGAUGAGAUGGAUGAGGAGGGGUUGGUGAUGAGUGGGGAGGUGGCGGAGGAGGUUUGGUGGGUGCAGGAGAAGGAGAGGGAGGAGAGGGAGGGGGAGGAGGAGAGAAGAAAGGGGGAAGAGGAAAAGUCGCUUGGCAAGGGGGAAAGAAAUGAGGGGAGUGGUUGGUGGUGGUGGUUGAGUGGCGCACUUUCGAUGGUUUCCGACGAGGCUGAUUCUACUUCUACGAAGCAGCAGGAGCAGCAGCAACUCCAACUUCUAGCAGCAGGGAGAAGAGAUUGUGUGUUUGCUUUCGCAGGAGGGAUUCUCGUUGCGGCGAUGCUGGUUUGCGUGUUUGGUGUGAUCCGGCUGAGGAGAGGUCGACAGCGACAGGUGCAGUUUUAUCAGGCGUUAGGGAAAGAUGAAGAUGAAGAUGAAGAGUGAAUGCGCACUUCCCCUCUUCCAUCUCAUCGUGAGUCUUUCUUCACAUGACGAACGACGACAGCAAUAGUACACCGUCGUUCUUCUUCCACAUCAUAUUAGUAGAUACUACCAUCCUCCUCACCCCUUCAAAGAAGAAUUCAAAUCCUCUCCCUUCUCCAUCCUCUCCCUAAUCACCUUCGUACACUCAACCAAUCGAUCCACCGCCUCCAACAAUUCCUCCUUCUCCAUCCACGCCCAACACAAACGCAUACAAUACGCAAACCCACCAUCCCUCUCCGCCCUCUGCAAACUCCCCUGAUCCCCCGCCACAACAAACAUGUGUCCAAACGCGAUGCGAAGAUUAAACUCCUUCAACGCAAUCGCAGCGAAAGUUUUGGCAAAGACGCCAUGGGUGAUGAAGAUGGCUGGUAGACGGAGAUAGGUGAAAAACCCGCCUG
Sphaerulina musiva SO2202 is the source of this 2792-nucleotide messenger RNA. RefSeq lists its product as uncharacterized. NCBI's taxonomy places the organism in Eukaryota, Fungi, Ascomycota, Dothideomycetes, Mycosphaerellales, Mycosphaerellaceae. The transcript has 2 exons. The record is from RefSeq and is a predicted model, not a curated record. The coding region runs from base 1 to 2355 and encodes 784 amino acids.